UCUAAUUUUUGAAUGCCAUCUUUUUUAUUAUGAAUAUGAAUAGACAAAAUAAGUCUAUAAAAAAAGAAUUUAAAAAAAUAAUGUAUAUCGUUUUCCUUUUUUCUCGGAACCUGCUCCGAAAAGUAACAACUUUUCGGUGAGUCGUGGAGCACUUUGCUCCAGUGACAAGUGAAAAGCAGUGACAAAACCUGCUACUGUGAAAUAACAACCCAUCUCUACUGAAUACUGAAUGACAGUUGACAAUUAUCCACCGUGAAGAGGUAUUUCUUGCCAGUUAAGUAGAAGAAAACAAAUUAAAUACGCUAUACAAAAUACCUGGUAAAAAAUAGAUUGGUUAAAAUGGUAUUUAAGUGUCAAGAUAAUUCUUUCUUGAAAGAGUUUACUUCAACAGUAAUUGCAUGUAAUAAAAUAAAUGCCGAAGAAGUUAUUGAAGACAAAAAUCAAAGUUAUGGUGUCAUUUUGGAAGAUACAAUUUUAUUUCCAGAAGGAGGAGGCCAGCCUUGUGACUAUGGUUUUUUAAAUGAUAUACCGGUGAGAAAAGUUUUAAGGCGCGAAGAUCAAGCCAUCCAUUAUGUGUCUAAUCCGAUAGAAAUAGGAACAACUGUUAAACAAACUAUUGAUUGGGAAAGAAGAUUUGAUCAUAUGCAACAGCAUUCAGGACAACAUUUACUGUCAGCCGUUCUUGAACAGCAUUUUAAUGCGCCAACAGUCUCCUGGUGGUUGGGAGAGGAAAGCUCAUAUGUUGAACUAGAUACCCAUUCAUUAUCUAGUGAUGUAAUAAAACAAGCUGAAAACAUGGUGAAUGAACUUAUAAGAGAAGGAAGAAAAGUGUCUGUAACCAUCUACCCAAAGAACACACCUGAAAAUAUUCUAAACGAGGUAAGAAGUGUGAAAGGUCUUCCUGAGGAUCAUAAAGGCGAUAUCAGAGUUAUAAAUAUUGAUGGAAUCGAUAGUAACAUGUGUUGCGGAACACAUGUAAAUAAUCUAAGCCAGUUACAAAUGUUAAAAUUGUUACAUACUGAAAAAAGCAAACGUAAAGAUAAAGUUUUGCUUCAUUUCUUAUGUGGAAAUCGAGUUUUAAAAAGACUGGAAACCUGCAUAGACCGUGAAAAGCAAUUAACUGUACUACUAAACAACCAUCCAGCGCAACAUUGUGAUUUAGUGGAGAAACUCCAAAAAAAUGUAAAACUCCUUAACAAGAAUCUACAAAGCGCCCUAAAGGAAUUGGCUUUAUCGGAUGCCCAAAAAUUAAAAAAUUCACAACCGCUUCCGAAAUAUUUUUGUUUGCACAGAAAAGAUGCAGAAAUUGAUUUCAUGAAUACUUUUAUAAGAGAGUUGGGACCAACGGAUGUCUUUCUAUUCCUUUCUGUUGGAGACGAGAAGAAGGAUGGUAAUAUUAUGUUGUAUGGCAAAGAAGAAACGAUUGCAGAAUUAGGUACAAAAGUAUGUGACCUAUUGGAAGGAAAGGGAGCUGGAAAAGGAAAUACAUUCAGAGCGAAAGUAUCAAAAAUGGCAAAGCGUAAAGACGUUGAAAAGUUAAUUAUUGAAUAUUUUAAUAACCAUUAAAAUAUUAUUGUUGCAGUGUUACUUUAUUGCAAAAUAAAAACUAAAAGUUGUGAAGA
Psylliodes chrysocephalus is the source of this 1622-nucleotide messenger RNA. The record is from the annotation of a GenBank genome assembly. NCBI's taxonomy places the organism in Eukaryota, Metazoa, Arthropoda, Insecta, Coleoptera, Chrysomelidae.